Molecule: messenger RNA, 2507 nt
Organism: Struthio camelus australis
Lineage: Eukaryota; Metazoa; Chordata; Aves; Struthioniformes; Struthionidae
Source: RefSeq, a predicted model, not a curated record
AUGUCAGAUACACAGGAGAAAGCACCCACUUCUACUGUGGAUAGCAAUUUGCACAAGAAGUCAGUCAUGAAGCAGAGCCUGGUGAAAGAUGUAACUUGUAGGCCUGAUGAAGAGAAGGGAGUUUAUGAUGAAGCAUUAAGCAGUUUCUUUAGGAACGUGGAUACCAGAAGUGGUGGAGAUGGUCGUGAUAUUUCUAAAGGAAAAAUCUGCUCUUUAAAAGCACGAGCACUCUUGAUUGACAUGGAGGAGGGUGUGGUAAAUGAAAUUCUUCAGGGACCGUUGAGAGAUGUGUUUGAUAGCAAGCAGCUUAUCACAGACGUUUCUGGAUCAGGAAACAACUGGGCUGUAGGUCACAAGGUAUACGGCUGUCAGUACCGGGAAAACAUUGUGGAAAAGCUGAGGAAAACUGCAGAACAUUGUGACUGUCUACAGUGUUUUUUUAUAAUUCAUUCUAUGGGCGGUGGGACAGGAUCUGGUCUUGGAACUUUUGUACUGAAUUUGCUUGAGGAUGAAUUCCCAGAAGUAUAUAGAUUUGUUACUUCAGUUUAUCCCUCUGGUGAAGAUGAUGUUAUUACUUCUCCAUAUAAUAGCGUUCUGGCUAUGAAGGAGCUUAAUGACCAUGCAGACUGUGUGCUACCAAUAGAGAAUGAAUCUUUGUUUGAUAUAGUUAAUAAAAUUCAUCAGAUGAUCAGUUCUGGAAAGCUAGGAACAAUUGUGAAGCAAAACAGCUUGGUAACAUCAAGUACAGGCAGUACAAAAACUGUACAGGAGAAGCCAUUUGAUGCCAUGAAUGAACAAGUUUUUAAACGGCUCUGUUGAUUUUUCAGCUCUGCUAGGUUUGAGGGUUCGCUUAACAUGGAUCUUAAUGAAAUCAGCAUGAAUUUGGUUCCCUUUCCUCGACUUCAUUACCUGGUUUCAAGCUUGACUCCUCUGUAUACUUUGGCUGAUGUUAAUGUACCUUCUAGAAGGUUGGAUCAGAUGUUUUCAGAUGCUUUUAGUAGAGAUCAUCAGCUAAUUCAAGCAGAUCCAAAGCAUAGUCUGUACCUUGCCUGUGCACUCCUCGUUCGAGGAAACGUGCAGGUUUCAGAUCUUCGCAGAAAUAUUGAAAGGUUGAAGCCAUCCCUGCACUUUGUCUCCUGGAAUCAAGAGGGAUGGAAAACUGGCUUGUGUUCAGUACCUCCUGUGGGCCAUUCCCACUCGCUUCUGGCUUUAGCAAACAACACCUGUGUGAAACCGACUCUUAUGGAACUCAAAGACAGGUUCAUGAGGCUCUACAAGAAAAAGGCUCAUCUUCACCAUUAUCUGCAUAUAGACGGGAUGGAGCAAAGCUGUUUCUCUGAAGCCUUAUCAUCUUUGUCUGACCUAAUAGAAGAGUAUAAUGAACUGGAUGCCACAAAAGGUGGGCCUAGAAUAGAGCCAUCAAGACUGAAGAUAGCUGUGUAAAGAAGGAAGAACUGUUAUUUUUCUUUUUUUCCCCUAAGCAUUUCAUCCACUUCAGUUGACCAGAAUGACUUGCAGAGUGCCUACAUCUUGUCAUUCUAAAAAAGGACUGGGACAACUGCCUCAGCUCUCUGGGGUGGGGGGGAGUAAUAUUAAGUGAUGGGCCCCCCCUGCAAGAAAGAUUCAAAAGUGUAUUGCUUGCCAGCACCUAAUUAUGGAGGAACUCAGUAGAGAGCUGUCAUACUAACUGUAAAGUUAACAUACCACAUGCUGUAAGGAGGAGAAGAAAGAAAGGUUGUAGCAGCCCAAAAUGUAGUUCUUAAAGUCGUCUUAAACCUUGAACUUAAAAUAAACUACAGGCAGGCCCUGCUUCAAAGAAGGAUCACCAUUACUAGUUUAUUAAUUUUUUUAACAAGUAACUAUGAAGAGAAGGAGAACCCAUAUGCUGUUUUCAAAGAUGAAAGCAAACCUCUAAAUUUUGCAGCAUACUCAUGUGUCAUUUUAGAAUGCUCUAAACAGUGUUCGUAGUUUAAUAUUUUUGCUUCCUUGUACUUAGCUAUGAUUAGCUGUAUUAGAGCAUUCUUAGUUGAGAUCAAAAGCGGCAAUAUCAGAAAACUCAAGAAAAUGCAUGUUUUUUCAAAUAUUAUAAUUGGAAUAUUAAUUAACAUUAUUUUAAUGAUACGUGUUCAAGAAAGCGGAGUUGCACUUGAUAAUGAAUUAAUACACUAUGCUUCUGAGUGAAACAAGCACUUAUAAUGAAGACUGUUUGGAGAACAAAGAUUACAUGGUUAAAAAAGAAUGCAAGUUAAAUAGAUGCUUUAAUGUAUAUAAUUAUUGGGGUAAGCUGACUUUUCUAUGACAGUAAGAACUUUCAGAAAAUAAAAUGUACAGCUAUUUCCAGUUGCUUGCCAGCUUUGACUGUCUUAAAACAGCAGGAGAGCAGUAAACUGUUUCAGAUCAGAAUGGACCAAUAAAAUGAAUUCUUAAAGUUUGAGUGGGUGUAUAAGUAAGCACAAUUUUCAGUGUAUGAGGCCAGAAGUAUUCAAUAAAACAUUGUGGUAACAGUU